AAACGGCUUGCCGUAGUGAUAAUGAUGGCGGCUGUAGCUUUUAGCCGUCGUAUGAGCGUCCUUCCAAAGAUUUCAAAAGCCAGCUGCUGCCCGGCACUAUGGUCAGCUGCCUCAGGAGUAGACCAGCAGAGGAAGCUGCACCAUUCUGUUAUCCCCAAAGGAAAAGGAGGACGCUCAUCUUCCAGUGGAAUAGCAGCCACGGUUUUUGGUGCUACCGGUUUCUUGGGUCGAUAUGUUGUCAACAGGCUCGGUCGGAUUGGCUCUCAGGUUGUAAUCCCGUACCAGUGUGAUCAGUACAACAUCAUGCACUUAAAGCCCAUGGGUGAUCUUGGACAACUUAUUUUCAUGGAGUGGGACCCCAAGGACAAAGACUUAAUCCAAAAGGCUGUGGAGCACUCUAAUGUUGUCAUCAACCUGGUGGGCAGAGAGUGGGAGACUAGUAAUUCUCGUUUCGAAGAUGUUUUCGUGAGCAUCCCAUGUCAGAUUGCGAAGGCAGCCAGACAAGCCGGUGUUCCAAAGCUCAUCCACAUGUCUCACCUCAAUGCAGACAUGCGCAGUUCAUCCAAAUACCUGAGGAACAAGGCUGUUGGAGAGACGGCAGUGAGAGAGGAGUUUCCUGAUGCGAUUAUCAUGAAGCCCUCUGAGAUGUUUGGGCGGGAGGAUGCUUUCUUCAACUAUUAUGCGAACAUGCGCUUGUUUGGCGGAGCUAUCCCACUUAUUAGUUUGGGGAAGAAGACUGUGAAGCAGCCAGUUUUUGUGGUGGACGUGGCCCAUGCUAUUGUUAAUGCUAUCAGAGAUGCUGAUGCAAGUGGAAAGACGUACGCUCUGGUUGGACCCCAUCGUUACCUCCUUCAUGACCUGGUGGAGUACAUCUACGGUGUGGCACACAGACGUUUUAUACCAUACCCUCUGCCUCGCUCUCUUUAUCUCCUUCUUGGAAAACUUUUUGCAUUGAACCCGUUUGAGCCUUGGACCACCCCAGACAAAAUUGAGAGGUUUCACAUGACAGAUAUGAAAUACCCAGAACUUCCUGGUCUGGAGGAUCUUGGUAUUACUCCUUCCAGUGUAGAACAAAAGGCAAUUGAGAUUCUGCGACGCCACCGCAAAUACCGUUACCUGGCGGUCGAACUGGAAGACUCAAAGCCACCCAAGACUGUUAAUUUUUGAACUGCAGGACAUAAAGGUUCUGACGUCACCAAGGCAACCAGAGGAUGCUUAACCCUCGAAAACCUUUGUGUUUCACUCUCUGUAAAUAAAUGAUUGACCUAUAAAGCUGAACUUCU
Molecule: messenger RNA, 1283 nt
Organism: Thalassophryne amazonica
Lineage: Eukaryota; Metazoa; Chordata; Actinopteri; Batrachoidiformes; Batrachoididae
Gene: ndufa9a
Product: NADH:ubiquinone oxidoreductase subunit A9a
Exons: 11
Coding region: 22-1167 (381 amino acids)
Cellular component (GO): mitochondrion
Molecular function (GO): protein-containing complex binding
Source: RefSeq, a predicted model, not a curated record